This is a messenger RNA of Babesia sp. Xinjiang, 327 nucleotides long. RefSeq lists its product as uncharacterized. The record is from RefSeq and is a predicted model, not a curated record. Lineage: Eukaryota; Apicomplexa; Aconoidasida; Piroplasmida; Babesiidae. Bases 1 to 327 code for a protein of 108 amino acids. The transcript is spliced from 2 exons.
AUGUUUCCACAGACUACAAAUAAGGACUUAUUUGACAUUGUAGAUGCCAACGACACAUUAGAAACCCUUAAAGAAGAUUACGAGAGAUUCAAGGAACUCUUACAAGACUUUGAAAAGGGUGUUCUGAAAGAAGCUAUAUAUGAUUCUUUGAGCGGUUGCAAGGAUGUAAAUGAGGCUAAUGUGCUACUUCUAAUACAUGAAGUGAUCAUAGGUCAGGGCAAUCGUAUUGCCAUACCUCCUGUAGCUUCAUUGCACGAUAUAUAUAGGGAAGCGAAGGUAGAUCCCGCUGCAAGCCUUACACAGUAUAAACGUAUGUUACUGUUAUAA